CGGUGGCCGAGGUUCAUGUGCAUUUGCCCGCGGCGAUGAAGUCGUAUCUGCGGUACACGGCCGAGAGUGCCUUCGGCGUUGUGUGCAGUCCAAGCUCACGAUGCGUGUACGACUUGACGGGCCAACUAGCCAUCUGCGGUGCACUCAAGAACGUUAUUGUGUGGAACAUCCGCACCGGCGCCAAGGUCCGCGUCUUGCACGGUGACACAGAGACGGACAUGGCCGGACAGGUCACGACGCUGUGUCUGAGCCCCGAUGGCGCGUACGUUGCGACGGGGUAUUCCACAGGCAUUGUGCGGAUCUUCAAACUCAGCAACGGAAACGUCGAGGUCACGUUGGACGGACACAAAAACGCUAUCGAGAGCUUGGCGUACGGCGAAAACGGCGCACUCUUGGCGUCUGGGUCCCGCGACACUGACAUCAUUGUGUGGGACAUCGUGUCUCAGUCUGGUCUCUACCGACUCCGCGGCCACAAGGAUGCCGUCACCGCGGUUGCCUUCUUGGACAACCAGCGCGCCUUGGUGUCCACGUCCAAGGACACGCUCAUGAAGGUGUGGGACCUGGACACCCAGCAUUGCGUCCAGACGUGUGUAGGCCAUCGCAACGAAAUCUGGUCCCUCGACACCCACGCACCCACGCACCGUCUCCUCACUGGCGCCUCGGACAACCUACUUCGCGUGUGGGACACGACGGAUGCGACGGCGCUGCAACUCCUCGGGACGAUUCCGCGCCAAGCAAAUGACCGCGCCAUGCUCGUUCAGUACAAUGCGUCGGGCACACUUAUUGGUGUACAAGGAUCGGGAAAGACACUCGAACUUUUCCGCAUUCGGUCUGCUGAGGAGCAAAAGAAGAAGGCACAGCGCAAGCUGAAGCGCGUCCGUGAGAAGGCCCGCAAGCAGCAGCAGGAUGGCACGACCAUGGCGCACAAACCAGACGAUGGAGACAUUCUAGACGAUGGGGAGGCCGCCAACAACUCGAUUGCGAACGAAGUCGAGUCGGUUUGUGUCAUCCGAUGCAGCGCGAAGAUCCGAUCGUUUGCCUUCAGCCCAGACGCAGCCAAGGACGGCACGACAUCGAUCUUGGUCACGUUGCACAACAACUCACUGGAAACGUACCAGAUCGUGCCGCACGCCGAAACAAUCGAUGGGCGGUUUUCCAGGGUCCAUGCGUUGACGCUGCCCGGCCACCGGUCCGAUGUCCGUCAGGUCACGCUGAGCUCGGACGACUCGCUCAUCUUGAGUGUCUCAAGCGGCGAAGUCAAGGUCUGGAAUUCGCAAUCGCUGCAGUGCGUCCGCACGUUCACGGACUUUUCGCUGGCGCUGUCCGCAGUGUUUGCCCCCGGCAACAUGCACGUGAUUGUCGGCACCAAAGGCGGCAGUUUGCACUUGUUUGAACUCUCGUCUGGCGAGUGCAUUUGGAAAAAGGACGAUGCGCACGCGGCGGGGUCGGCCAUUUGGUCGAUCGAUGUCCGCCCGGAUGGGAAGGCGGUCGCGACGGGCGGCGCCGACCACGUCGUCAACUUUUGGGAUUUUGAAAUGACGACCGAGUACACACAAACGUCGACGCUUAAGCUUGGGUUGGUGCAUGCUCGCAUGCUCAAGAUGGCGGACGAUGUGCUGUGCGUCAAGUAUUCGCAUGCGACCGACCCCCGCAAGGUUCUCGUGGCCGUCGCGCUGCUGGAUUGCACGGUCAAGGUGUUCUACGACGACUCGCUCAAAUUCUUCUUGUCGCUUUACGGCCACAAAUUGCCUGUCAUGGCGAUGGACAUUGCGACCGACGACUCGUUGCUUGUGACCGCAUCGGCCGACAAGAACGUCAAGCUGUGGGGUCUAGACUUUGGCGAUUGCCACAAGAGCAUCUUUGCGCACGACGAAGCGAUCAUGGGGAUUGCGUUCGUGCCACGCACGCACUACUUCUUCACAGCGUCCAAGGACAAAUCGAUUGCGUACUGGGACGGCGAUCACUUUGAGCGCAUUCUGAAAUUGUCGGAUCAGCAUUUCGGCGAAGUGUGGGCGGUCGCAGUGAGCCGCGACGGCAGCUUUGUCGUGUCGGCGUCGCAGGAUCGAUCGUUGGUCAAGUACACUCGCGGCGACGAUCAAGUGUUUGUCGAAGAAGAAAAGGAAAAGGAACUCGAUGCGAUGUUUGAGAGCGACCUCCAGCCGACCAACACGGCGGCCCCAACGCUGGGUGGGACCAACGUGAAGGAGAUGGACUCGUCGACCACUGCCGCCAAGCGCACUGUCCAAACGGUCAAGUCGGGCGAGCGGCUCAUCGAAGCCAUCGACAUUGCCGAUCGAGAGAUCCUCGCCCAGAAAAACAGCUCGAACCCGGACGUUGUGUCGACGAACUUUAUGCUGCUCGGGUAUGCGCCGCUCAAGUUUGUCCUCCGCAGCGUGCGUGAGAUUCGCGCAAAUGAGAUGGAGGAAGCCCUCAUGGUGCUCCCGUUCGAGUACGUGAAGAAGCUGCUGUCGUAUCUGCUGCAACUCAUCGCGGCCGAAAUGGAAGUCGAGAUCUGCUGCAACUGCAUUCUGUUCCUCUUGCGGGUGCACCACCAUCAGAUCGUGACCAAUACGAUUCUCCUGGGCGAACUCGACACGAUGUGGGGGUCCCUGCGCGCGCAGCUCGUCUCGUCCAAGAACCGCAUCGGAUUCAACUUGGCCGGGAUGAAAUAUAUCAAGCGGCAGGUUGACCAGACCAAGACGGGGUACAUCGAGGAACUUGGCGCGGCACCUGCCACCAAGAAGACCAAAAAGCAGAGUGUGUAGCAAUAACUAACGUAAGAACGAAAUCAACUCAUGACGACCUGUGGACACGACCACGAGAGCCUGGCGGGCAGGCUGUGCCAUCAAAGGGCCUCGCUGGUCGGUGUGGUCGGGACUUCUGC
Messenger RNA from Aphanomyces invadans, 2884 nucleotides. RefSeq lists its product as hypothetical. Gene Ontology annotation, cellular component: Pwp2p-containing subcomplex of 90S preribosome; small-subunit processome. The transcript has a single exon. The record is from RefSeq and is a predicted model, not a curated record. NCBI's taxonomy places the organism in Eukaryota, Oomycota, Saprolegniomycetes, Saprolegniales, Verrucalvaceae. Gene Ontology annotation, biological process: maturation of SSU-rRNA. Bases 36 to 2765 code for a protein of 909 amino acids. Gene Ontology annotation, molecular function: protein binding; snoRNA binding.